This is a messenger RNA of Vanessa tameamea, 1581 nucleotides long. It is a transcript of the gene Rlb1, whose product is annotated as protein starmaker. Gene Ontology annotation, biological process: maturation of SSU-rRNA. NCBI's taxonomy places the organism in Eukaryota, Metazoa, Arthropoda, Insecta, Lepidoptera, Nymphalidae. Gene Ontology annotation, cellular component: nucleus; 90S preribosome. The coding region runs from base 121 to 1557 and encodes 478 amino acids. The record is from RefSeq and is a predicted model, not a curated record. The transcript is spliced from 3 exons.
AUUUAUAAUUUGUUUCAAAAUUCCAUAAUCCAUAUGAUAAUGACGUUUUACUGUGUCUGUGUUUGAGGUUAUAUUUUGCAUUUAUUUUGAUUUAGUAAUAUAUAAAAACAAUACUGAAACAUGGAGGUUGGGGCUGUUAAACAAGCUUUUAACAACGAGAUUAUUCUGCUCAAAAAGAAUUUGAACCAAGCAAAAAUACAAACAAUACAUAAGCUGACGAGGAAGGCAAAGACUUUAACUGAUAAAAAAGGCCCAGAGGCUCUUAAAGAUAAACAGAAAAGAAAAGCGGAGUCUGCAGUAAGAGAAGUGCUCAUUAUCAAGAAAAUUAAAGCAAGAGAUAUAGCAAGAUUCAUUGUGACUCAUACUGGAAAUCUAAAUGAAUAUUUAAACAAACCAGUUGUAGAUGAAAAUAAAGCAUGUGCUCGGUUACUUCUACACAAAUCAUUGCAAGAGAAAUACAAACAUAUCAGGGAAAAGUUCAUAAAUAUAUCAAUAAAGGACCUAUUUAUGUCGAGGCAAGAAAGAAAAAAUCUUAAAAAAGAGGAAAGAGAGAAACAGAAGAAUAAAAAGAAAGGAAAAAAUAAAUCGAAUACUGUUCAUAUUGAAGGUGAAUGGGAUGUAGAAAACACAGACAAAAGUAAAGAGGCAUUCAAAAAAGGAACACUUAAAGGUGAUAAAUCAGAAUAUGAUGAAGCAAUUUCUGAGGAUGAUGAAAAAUCUGAAAAUGAUGGAAGGACAAGUGAAAAUAGUAGUACAUUAAGUAAUCAAUCUGAUACAGGCAACCACUCUGAUGCGGAUGACCACUCUGAUGCAGGUGACCACUCUGAAGGAGGUGACCACUCUGAUGCAGGUGAUCCAUCUGAUGAGGAAGUGGACUCAAAUAAAGAGUUUAAUGUUGAAGACAAAGAUAGUGACUCUGAUGACACUAAAGAUAAGAAAAUAUCAAAGAAAGUUAUGAAAAAUGAUAAUAAGAAUAAAAUAGACUCAUUUAAACCUAAUAAAGAAACUUUUGAAUUAAAAAUCAAUGGAAGUAAAAAGAUAUCUGAAGACAAAAAUAAAAAGGUAGAUAAAAGAAUCAAGGAUAAUAAGAAUAAGAAUUUAAAUGAGAAAUUACAUAAAAGAAAAUUCAAUAAAGAAUCUGAUGAUUUCUCUGAAAAAGUAACGAAAAUUGUAGAUCCAUUUUUUGUAACUUCCACUGGUGAAAAUUAUAUGUCACUUGUAGAACCAAGGAAUCCUGAUGAAGUUAAAGAAGUUCAUAAAGAAGGUAACAGGAAAUACAGAAGAGCAGUAAUGUUUGGGCAUGUACCAAAAAUAAAACCUAGGAAAAACAAUUAUCAAUCUAAUAAUAGUUCUAACAAAUAUGACAAUUAUGAAAACAACAAAUCUAGCAACAAAAACAAAGAAUUCGGAAAUAGACAAAAUAAUUUAAAACUGCAUGAAGAUAGAGGACACGAUAAGAAAGAAGAAGUCCCGGAAAAAUUACAUCCUUCAUGGGAAGCUAAGAAAAAGCAGUCAGGUCUAUUACCUUUUACGGGUAAAAAAAUUGUAUUUGAUUAAAAUAAAUAAUUUAUUAUCUUAAAU